Python bivittatus (Burmese python) is the source of this 1099-nucleotide messenger RNA. It is a transcript of the gene HSPB7, whose product is annotated as heat shock protein family B (small) member 7. Gene Ontology annotation, cellular component: nucleus; cytoplasm. NCBI's taxonomy places the organism in Eukaryota, Metazoa, Chordata, Lepidosauria, Squamata, Pythonidae. Gene Ontology annotation, biological process: heart development. The record is from RefSeq and is a predicted model, not a curated record.
UCCCUGUUGGCAGGCAGGAAGACGAGCCUGGACGGAGGGUCCCCAGCUCCUCCAGCACCGAUCCACUUGGACACCCACCCUUCGGCACCCUUGCCCGUCUUCUUGGCAGAACAGAACCAGGCAGGCAGCUGGUCCCAUGGAGAAGGCCCACGGAAUAUUCGACAAUACGCUGGGGGGCUUCCUGAGGCCCCAUCCAGAGCCCCGAAGCUUCUCAGGCCGGGCUGGCGGGAUGGGAAACAUCAAGACCUUGGGGGAUACGUACCAGUUUGUGGUGGAUGUCAGUGACUUCUCCCCCGAAGAUAUUAUUAUUACCACAUCAAAAAACCAGAUUGAAGUGCGUGCUGAGAAGCUAGCAGCCGACGGGACCAUCAUCAACACGUUCACCCACAAGUGCCAGCUCCCCGAAGACGUGGACCCCACAUCGGUCACCUCCACCCUGGGGGCCGACGGCUCCCUGACCAUCAAGGCAAGGAGAGGCCCGGCCAAACAGCCCGAGCAAGUGCAGCAGACGUUCCGGACUGAAAUUAAGAUCUGAGCUCCGGGAGCAGUUCGGGCAAGCGGGCAGGGAGUCAGGCUGGUGUGGGUGGGGGCGGAAAGCAGAUCUGCCCUUGGUGUUCUCCUCCGUCAACAAGAGAUGUUUUGUUUGCUGUCUGUGGUUGAAGGUUAAAGGGAUGCGGGCGGCGAAGGGCCUGAGCGGGCCAGAGCUGCCCCUCCCCUUCGAAAACAGAAAGAAGGCCGCUGCUUUCUGCCAGCAGGAACACCAAAGCCGGAGCUGCGUUUUCCGCUCUGUAGCCACCGUCUUAAUGUUUUUGAGUGCUGAAGGGACAUACUGCUGGAAAAACAAAAAAAGAGAGGACGGUGAUAUGAAAUUUAUGCGGCAAGGGGUCAAUCCCACAGCGGAGCUUCCUUCUGGGGAACGUAUUUGGGAUUACUGUUUACUGAUUGCUUCAAGUUAAAAUGUUACACGUUAAUGUGCCGUGCCGCGUUCGGCAUCUUCCCUUCCCCGCUGCCUUUGCGCCCCCCUCCAAAUCCAGCUACAUCCACAAAUGAAAAUGUUGAGGAGAAAGAAUGAUGCAUAAACGUUUAAACUUUAAUCAUA